GCUCGGCGCGCUCAGGUCCGGAGGUGGUAUAAGGUUCGCAAUCUCUCUCGUCGCUGCCAGUUGCAGGAGGAGAUUGCUUUUAAGUGAAACGGCGGUGCCACCCCCUCUGCGCCUUCCUCGCAGCUCGCCCUCCCUCUCGCAUUGAUCGCGCGUCCUGUCCUUAAGUUUGCGAGCUUCUUUUCGCCACUGCAGGGGCCGCGGCGAGCGAAAGAGCGCCCAGGAGCUGCCGGUAGGAGUAGUACCCAAGGAGAAUUUGCAGUUCUGCAAAAGAGAGAGAGAGAGAGGAGGAGGUGGUGGUGGUGGGGUGUGUUGCAUGUAUAUUUCAUCCGAUGGACUUUUCCCCGCGUCUCGCCGUCGACGCUGAUGUGCAGUGACAUUUCUGACUGGAGGAGCGCCGCGACGCGCCCCGGAAGCGGCGGCGGCGGCGGCGGCGGGGCCCUGGGAGAGGCGAGGAGGCUCUCUUCGGCGCCAAGGCUAAUUGCGGUGAUUUAUGUCCCUUCCGAGCACCUUCAACGUCGGCAGCCGAAAAUAAAAUGAAAGCUGGGGGGGUCCCGCAGCGACAGCCGCCGCCGCCGCCACCACCACGACGGGAGCAGCCGCGCCACCUGGAGCCGCCGCGACCGGCGGGCGAGCAGCGCGCGCCCCGCGCCUGCCCGCCAAAAGUUUGACGCCAAGAAGUGCGGCGGCCUGAGGGGAAAGCCGGCCGGAGAAGGGCGGGAAAGUCCCAGCGGAGCGCCCUUCCCGCCACCUCUGUCCGAACCAGGUCCCUCCCUCUGCCUCAGGAUUUCCCGCCCCGUUGUUAGCCAAGCUGGGCUGCUGCUGCUGCUGCUGCUGCUCCAAAGUGGCCGCGCCAGAGGAGUGGCUAAUCCCCGCCGGGCGCUGCGCACGGGGAGCUCCCAGCCUCAGCCCGAGGCUCGCUUUGCUUUCCCUUGCCUCGCUCGCGCAAGUCUCUUUUUGGGGGGGCGUGAGGUGUAACUUUGUUAGCUAGUCGUCGCCUGCGGAGGGAGAGCGGCGGCGGCGGCAACGGCACGCGGGAGGAGCGGCCAGUCAGUGCAGCCCUCGGUUUUCCCCCUUCAGCGUCCUUACACUGCCGGAGAGGCACCACAGCCUCGGAUGCUCCUGCGCCCGCCAAGGGGGGUCCCGAGGGAAGGAGGUGCCCGGUUACUCGGCCUCUUCUCCUCCUGCCCGACGCGCGCAGCGAUCGCCCCGCACGGGUGCUGGUGCCAGAAGAAAAGAAUGAUUGAUGGCAGUUAGACACAGGGCUGUUGAUGCUCAUCGUUUUGCUCCAACAACUGAUUUAUCGGUUUGGCUGGCCAUUCCUCAUGAGCCGGGAAAGGGGAGGAUCGCUCAGGAUUACUGACUACACAGCUGAGGACUGGCAGCGUUGCUAAGCUAUCACCUGAUUUUGGACAUCCUUUACAUAUGUGAUUAAAGGCCUCGAUACGUUGUUGUUGUUUUUUAAGGCAAUGGACAUCCUUCAGAUGAAAAACAUCUCUUUGUAAUGCCAGGCUACCACCAAAGUUUCCAACUUUAAAAAGCAACCACUGUAACCUAAACUCUUCUGCUCUGGUCCCGGAACAUGUUUUUACAGUAACUCGCAACUCCUGGUGUACAUACAUGUAUAAUAUAGACUACACCUUUGAUUGCUACUGGUUAUAGCUGUCAAGGCACCCGUGAAGGAUUUAGAGAUGUAUUUGUCAAGAUUCUUGUCACUUCAUGCCCUUUGGGUUACUGUGUCAUCGGUGAUACAGCACUACACUUCGGCUUGGGGUCAUUACGAUGUGUGUAAGACCCAGAUCUACACAGAUGAAGGGAAGUUUUGGGAUUACACGGCCUGUCAGCCAGAAGCCAUAGAUAUGAUGAAAUAUGUGAAAGUGAGCCUGGAUCCACCAGACAUAACAUGUGGAAAUCCACCAGAGACCUUCUGCGGAAUGGGAAAUCCCUACAUGUGCAAUGAGUGUGAUGCAGCCAUUGAUGAACUGGCGCAUCCACCUGAACUGAUGUUUGAUGCUGAAGGAAGGUAUCCCUCCACCUAUUGGCAGUCUACCACUUGGAAGGGUUACCCCCACCCUCUCCUUGUGAACAUCACCCUAUACUGGAACAAAACCAUCGAGCUAACGGACAACAUAGUCAUCACCUUUGAAUCUGGCCGCCCAGACCUAAUGAUCCUGGAGAAGUCCCUCGACUAUGGUCGGACGUGGCAGCCGUAUCAGUAUUACGCUACAGAUUGUUUAAAUGCUUUCAACAUGGAACCAAAAACAGUGAGGGAUUUGUCCCAACAAACAGUCCUAGAAAUCAUUUGCACAGAAGAAUAUUCUAUGGGGUACAUGGCAAACAGUAAAAUCCUCCACUUUGAGAUAAAGGACAGAUUUGCGUUUUUUGCUGGGCCUCGGCUCCAUAAUAUGGCUUCUCUCUAUGGGCAGCUCGACACAACCAAGAACCUAAGAGAUUUCUUUACGGUCACAGACUUACGGAUAAGACUGCUCAGACCAGCAACAGGGGAGAUAUACGUGGAUCCACAGCACUUGACACGCUACUUUUAUGCAAUCUCAGACAUAAAAGUAAUUGGAAGGUGCAAGUGUAAUCUCCAUGCCACCGGCUGCAGAGAAGAAAACAAAAAAUUGUUAUGUGAAUGUGAGCACAACACAACAGGCCCAGACUGUGGGAAAUGCAAGAAGAACUAUCAGGGGCGGCCUUGGAGUGCAGGCUCAUAUCUUCCCAUUCCUAAGGGCACGGCAAAUAUCUGUAUGCCCAGUAUUUCCAGCAUUGGUACUCCUCCAAAGUUUGAUAGGAUAUGGCCGAAUAUAUCUUCCCUUGGGGUUUCUAACCCAAAUCAAGUUGCUCCAAAAUUAGCUUUGUCUACUGUUUCUUCUGUUCAAGUUGCAAACCACAAAAGAGACUGUGAAUGCUUCGGCCACUCCAACCGGUGCAGUUACAUCGAUCUGCUCAGUGCAUUCAUUUGUGUGAGCUGUAAACACAACACUAGAGGGCAGCACUGUGAGUUGUGCAGGCUGGGCUACUACAGAAAUGCUGCGGCAAAACUGGACGAUGAAAAUGUAUGCAUAGAAUGUAACUGUAGCCGUUUUGGCUCAGUCCAUGAUCGCUGUAAUGAAAGAGGAAUUUGUGAGUGUAAGCAGGGAGCAACAGGGCCUAAGUGUGAUAAGUGUCUGCGGGGAUAUAACUGGCACAACCAGGGUUGUCAAUCAAACGUAUGCGACAAUGAACUUCAGAUUUGCCAGAACGGGGGAACGUGCCACAACAACGUCCGCUGCCAGUGCCCCGCAGCCUACACUGGUGUGUUAUGUGAGAAGCGGAGUUGCGAAAUGGACCCAGACGGUUGCAGUCAAAGCUCUGCACAAGGGGCAAUAUCAUUACCACAUGUUAUACUCCUAUUACCACUGAUUGCUCCAUUAGGAUUAAGUGGGUUUCUCAUAUUCUAGGCAACCCAGCUUUGGAGGAUCGACUUCAGACUGCUUAAGACAAAAACAAACAAAAAAAAGAACAUGCCACAGGAAAUCUGGGGAAAAGAAAUUGCAGCAGCAACAGCAGCAAGCAGAUGCUAAUAAGUCUUUCAAAAACAUAAAAGUGGGGGGGAAACUAAAAUCUCCACACAUAUAUAGACUCUAUAAAGGCCCAAACGAACUAAGCCAUAUCUAUCCAUUGUGGACAACCCAGCGAGUCAAGACUGUUAUUUUCUGACUCAAGCUUAAGUCGGCAGCUGCCAAUACUAUUACGACUAAGUCACAGCUGCAAAAGCUUACACAGGAUCGAAAAGGCUUUCGUAACCACCCCCAGAUGGGAAUACAAAAAAAAGAGAGAGAAGAAACUACAAAACCUUGCUCCUCCAAUCUGGUGCGCAACUGUACCUCUUCCCAGUGUGUGGACCAACCAAAUAGAGGCAAUUCUUUGCUGUCAGUGCAUUGUGGGUAUAAGGAAAUCUGUUUCAAAGCUGCCAUAUUGGCCUGCUUCAGCCCCUGAAAUUCCCUUUCCAACUGUGCUUUAGUGAACGUUGCUCUGUAACCCUUGUUGGUUGAACGAUUUCUUUGUCUGAUGUUAGUAAUGCACAUGUGUACCAGCUCCCUCCUCAAUAAAUCUAAAGCCAGUCAUACCCUUGUAUAUUUUAGAAGCACUGCAUCAAGUUCAUGCAGUGCUGACCUACUGUACAAGAGUGGCUAUAGGACAAAAAAGAGUGUAUUUAUCCUUUUGUAUUCAAAUGAAGUUAUUUUUCUUGACUAACGUAAAACGUAGAUUUUUUGUAUUAUUGCCAAUUUGUGUUAACAGACAAUUUAUUAAUGUACUUUAAUCCUAAUCAGAUUAAGGGGGGGAAGUUAUUUUUUAUUUUCAUCCUCUUUCUUUCUUUUUUCUUUCGCUUUUCAUUUAAUUGUGCAGAGAUUUCUCUGUAUGGGCAACGUGCUGGCAUCAAAGAAUAUCAGUUUACAUAUUAUAGCAAGUGUAAUAAGAUUCCACCAAAGGACAUUCUAAAUGUUUUCUGUUGCUUUAACACUGGAAGAUUUAAGAGAAUAAAGAUUCCUGCGUAAACAA
This is a messenger RNA of Lacerta agilis (Sand lizard), 4542 nucleotides long. It is a transcript of the gene NTNG1, whose product is annotated as netrin G1. The transcript is spliced from 10 exons. Gene Ontology annotation, molecular function: cell-cell adhesion mediator activity. Lineage: Eukaryota; Metazoa; Chordata; Lepidosauria; Squamata; Lacertidae. The coding region runs from base 1689 to 3440 and encodes 583 amino acids. The record is from RefSeq and is a predicted model, not a curated record.